Messenger RNA from Salmo salar (Atlantic salmon), 2489 nucleotides. RefSeq names its product adipose-secreted signaling protein. The record is from RefSeq and is a predicted model, not a curated record. Lineage: Eukaryota; Metazoa; Chordata; Actinopteri; Salmoniformes; Salmonidae.
CGAUGCACCUUCGAUAGUUCUUAAUGUAGACUUUAUUUGUGUGAAUUAAACGUCUGAUCGUAUACAUACAUAAACAUAGGCACACGCUGUAAUUUACUGUAGACCAUAGCUACUACCAUCUCCUAAAUUGGAUAGCAAACCACGUGACAAAUGCGGAAGUUGGCGCGGGUCGAAAUCCAGCGAAAGGGGUGUUGAUUCGUAGCUCAGUGGAGUGGAUGCAUUAUUUGAGGUCCCAUAUUAUUUUGUCUCUCAGUGACUUGGACACUAACUGCACAUUUAACCUCAGUUGCAGAAUUUACAAGUGUUGUUUUGAGGCUGGGCCAUAGAGAUGACCAGGCUGUGACGGGUGGAUUCUGUGUAGGAUUGACCCUGGCAUGGCUACUGCUAGGAAGAGCUCUGCGGCAAAGGCGGGGGGCGUCAGUUUCUCAGAAGAGCCAGCUACCGCUCUUGCUGCCGCCGGCACCCCCUCCCAUGUCCACUUUGACGAGAAGCUCCACGACUCUGUCGUCAUGGUGAUCCCUCAGCCCGAUGGGAACUUCAUGGUCAAGGUUGGUUUUCUGAAGACCCAGCACAAAUAUGAGAUUGUCUUCAACCUCCCUGAGGUUCCGUCACUGGGGAAAGCUGUGUGUCCAGCUCCUGUACCCAACCAGCACAUCUGCAUCACCGAUAUCACUCCUGUAGCAGAGGGUGGUCUGAGAGUGACGUGUGAGUACAUGGCCCACCAGGAGGGGGUGCUAUGUGAGGAGGUGAUGCUGGUCAGUGAGAGCCAGGAGGAAGUCUGUGUGGGGGUCAAAGUUCAAGCCCGCGUCAUGGACCGUCACCAUGGUACACCCAUGUUGUUGGAAGGAGUGCGUUGUGUGGGAGUGGAGCUGGAGUACGACUCUGAACAGAGUGACUGGCAAGGAUUUGACUAGACCAGGCAAUGUGACACACACACACACACACACACUUCAAACAAAAAGACAGUGCCACAUAUAUUGGAAUUCAUCAUCCACUCCAAACUAUCCCUGAUCAUUCAAGAUGUUUUGGUCCAAAAAGAGGAUAAAAUUAGGAAAUGGACAAGUGGUUUGUUUUUUAAAGCAAGGCUAAUGUGAUCAGAUCUCUGUUGAGCAUAUCUCCAGUCUAGUUAGUUAAUGUAUCUGAAAUGCAUUGAAACAGGUACUAUUUUUUUUAAUUGUCAUUAGUACUGCGGUGAUAUAUGUUUUUCAACUGCCCAUGCCUUUCCACUGCGUGCCCCUAUGUUGUGUUGAAUGUGUUUUCUGAGUAAACCUAUAGGGGGCAGCAAAGCUCACGCUAACAAUUCAGCCCAUUUCACCCAGCCUGGCUUUAAAAGUACCCAUAGGGGUCGACAAAGACCACUAAAUGUAUCCCUCCCAUCUGACAUGGAGGGAUAGAAAAUUACUUAUUUUAAGUUCAUAAUAAUAAUAAUUAUACGCUAUGACUCAAUUGCAAGUGCCUACGUUGCUGUACAGCUUUUACCAUCAACAACUGCCUUCUAUCCCUUGCCUAGUUAAAUAAAAGGUUAAAUAAAUCAAAUAAAAAUGGAACAAAAUAAUCCAUCUACCACUCACUAACCUGCCCUCCCUCCCCCAACCCCCUCACCAUCCUCUCUGAGCACUACAUACUCUUGUUGCAACCUAACCUCUUAGUAAGAAGUAUAGUUCGUCACUGUUUACUGUCAAUGGUUAGUCACUGUAAAUUCCCAUCAAAUAAGAAUAUCUAGUACAAUCAGUCUCUGUAUUUCACAUAGCUUAGUGGAAUUAAACCUGUUUUCUUUAUCAAAUCACACAAUCUACAUGUGUUAAAUGUGUUCGCCCUUAAUUGUUUUUAUAUUUGUGUAUAACAGGCUCUGUAACGUCUUAAAGCUAUCCCCUGUUAUCUGGUGUCCAUACUAAAUCCACUCUCCCGGGUUGAGGUCAAUUUCAUUUAAAUUCCAAUCAAUUCACGAAGUACACUGGAAUUCCAAUUGUCUUCCAUGCUUUUCAAUGUGGAUCAUUCGGAAUUGGAAUUUGGUUUGCUUUCUGAAUUGACCCUAACCCUGCCAUGAAUUCAAACGAUUGUGAAACGGGUCGUGGAUUCGGUUUGGACACCAUCCGAUCUUGUCCCAUCGACAGGUUAAGCGUAAAAAAAGAGGGGGGCACUAUUGUUCAUGCAGUCAGACUGAUCAAAAUAAUAUUCUCCACCCACAUUGUGAUAGGCAUCAUGUCUGUUCUUAGCAGGGUUGGUUCAAUUCAGAAAGCAAAACCAAAUUCUACAUUUCCAAUUGAAAAGCGUUUUAAAAGAAUUGGAAUUUCAUUGUACUUCCAGAAUUGUCCCCAACCCUGGUUCUUAGGUUACUGUAAUGAGAGAUUACUGUACUAGGAGGGGUGUAUCAUGUUGUCAGUCAAUACACUACACAAUACAUGUUCCCUUAUAGAUGUUUGUUGUUGUGAUCGCUCUUAUUUUGUUAUGCCAUGAAAGAAUAAAGUUCAUGUAUUUAAAAAAAAUAA